CUAGCACACCGAGCUUCUCAUCGCUGUGUUCUUCGUGACCGUCAUGUCAUCGCCAGGCCAUCGCCCAUCUGUUAAACAUGUCGCCUCACUACCGCCCUCUGCCUACGCACCUCGUCCAUCGGUCAUAGCACAGCGAAUGGACAGCAGUGGUCGAAUCUAUCCACAUUCCAUGGCCAGAGCUGCUUCUGGGGGUACUUCGAUUGGGCCAUCCAACCUGUCGAGACCUGACGGACCUUCACGUACGACGAGUGUCCAAACGCAGUACAUGAACAUGCUCCUAGCUCUUGACGCCGUCCCUCGAGGACACAAUAUGAUGGCCAGCUUCUUCACUUGGAUCUUACUUGCCGGCUUCGUCAUUCUCCCGGGAACGUUCAAUAGUCUGGAACAAAUACAGGCCGGAAACAGUGUUGAGAAUCUGGCGCUGCAUGCGGUUCAAAAUAUUCCACUGUUCGUCAUUGCGUAUGUUUGCUGUGCGACCGGGGCGAUCGGUAUGAUCUGGUUGUGGUGGAGGUGGAGUGCGAAUUAUGUGUGGCUUCUGCAAAGGAUCUUUCUUCCUGGCCUUCUCAACGGCCUAGCCGGCAUCCUCACAACAAUCGCCAGUGUCUACGGCGCUCAAUCUGGCCGCUUCACCGCUACAAGCGAGACCACCAUCGUCGUCACAGGCGUCACCACUCUCGCCAACGGCAUCCUCGUCGCGUUCUAUAGCCUCUGGAAACUUCGAAUUGUGAAGAGGCGGCAUGAUAAAGAGAUCGGAAAGGAGAAGGCGGAGCUGCAUGGUGAAGGAAUAGUGGAGGAGAUGAAGAGGAAGGCGAGGCAGCCUGAGCCGGAGGUGAGGAUGUUUUGAUUGACCUGGAGUAACAUGGAUGGUAUGUGUAGGAGGAGAAGUCUGGAAUGAAAUACCUUGCUGCUUUGGACGGCUUGGACGAGGAAUGUAGAUAAUGUAUGGAUUAUCCGUUAUGGACGGCCUCGACUGUAUACCUAUCAGCACCGUGAUGUAAACAUAACCACGAUUUCACGAACGCCAUGCCUAUUGACG
Stereum hirsutum FP-91666 SS1 is the source of this 1036-nucleotide messenger RNA. RefSeq lists its product as uncharacterized. Lineage: Eukaryota; Fungi; Basidiomycota; Agaricomycetes; Russulales; Stereaceae. The record is from RefSeq and is a predicted model, not a curated record. The transcript is spliced from 4 exons. Bases 44 to 844 code for a protein of 266 amino acids.